AUGUCCAAGCUUAGCGUCAAGACAUUUCUUUGCUCCGAUGCAUGGCAGAAAAUCAAUUCCAAAUUGGUCUCUACUAUCAAGAAGGGACUGGAUGACAAUAAUCCGUUUCAUGACGCGCCCUCACAGACCAACACCGGAUGCAUUGCAUACUCGGCAUACACGAACUUCAACUACAUGGAUACUUACAUUUACAACAAGAAACACGCACAAGUUUCAUAG
Molecule: messenger RNA, 219 nt
Organism: Penicillium verrucosum
Lineage: Eukaryota; Fungi; Ascomycota; Eurotiomycetes; Eurotiales; Aspergillaceae
Exons: 1
Coding region: 1-219 (72 amino acids)
Source: RefSeq, a predicted model, not a curated record